Molecule: messenger RNA, 1599 nt
Organism: Caenorhabditis sp. 36 PRJEB53466
Lineage: Eukaryota; Metazoa; Nematoda; Chromadorea; Rhabditida; Rhabditidae
Source: the annotation of a GenBank genome assembly
AUGACUUAUUAUCAACUGAGCGAGAAGACGUUCAAAGUUCCCGUGGAUUUGUUCGUCGAAAAUCGACAUCGACUUUUGGAAGCGCUGAAACCUAAAGUUCAAGCGAAUUCAGCGGUAUUGCUCCAAGGAGGGAUCGAAAAGAAUCGCUACAAUACCGACGCUGCUGAUCUUCCGUUCCGCCAAGAGUCGUAUUUCUUCUGGACUUUCGGAGUCAAUGAGAGUGAAUUUUAUGGAUUGAUAGACGUGACGACUGGAAAUACCACUCUGUUUGCUCCGAGACUUGACCCCAGUUACGCAAUCUGGGACGGAAAAAUUAAUAAGGAAGACUUCUUCAAGCAAAAGUACGCAGUCGAUGAAGUGAUUUUCAAUGACAAGCCCACGACGAUCGCAGAUCGUCUAAAAACAUUGGGAGCCAAGAAAGUGUUUCUUCUGGUCAGUUUACUCACAUUAUUGUCCUGCAGGAUCCUGAUCUUCCAAAUAAACAUUUUCAGCGUGCCGACAACACUGACAGUGGAAAUGUACUUGAGGAGCCAAAGUUUGAAGGAAGUCAAGACUUCACAGUGAAUACCGAUCUUCUCUACAAGAUGAUGGCCGAAUUGCGAGUGAUCAAGACUGAGAAAGAAAUCGAUGUAAUGCGAUAUGCCAGCAAAAUCGCUUCCGAAGCUCAUCGAGCCGCGAUGAAGCACAUGAAGCCAGGCUUGUACGAGUAUCAGCUGGAGAGUCUGUUCCGUCACACUUCCUAUUAUCAUGGAGGAUGUCGUCAUCUGGCCUAUACGUGCAUUGCGGCCACCGGAUGCAAUGGCUCGAUUCUGCACUACGGACAUGCGAACGCACCGAAUGACAAGUUCAUUAAGGACGGAGACAUGUGUCUUUUUGAUAUGGGACCAGAAUACAACUGCUACGCAUCGGAUAUUACGACUUCCUUCCCGUCGAAUGGAAAGUUCACUGACAAGCAGAAGGUUGUGUACAACGCCGUGCUGGCUGCUAACUUGGCAGUUCUCAAGGCGGCGAAACCGGGUGUUCGAUGGACUGACAUGCACAUUCUAUCGGAGAAGGUGAUUCUGGAGCAUUUGAAGGCGGCCGGCAUUGUUGUCGGAGACAUCGACGAAGCAGUGAAAGCAAGACUGGGAGCAGUUUUCAUGCCGCACGGAUUGGGUCACCUCAUUGGUCUAGAUGUUCACGACUGUGGAGGAUAUAUGGGCGAUGCCACUCCAAGGUCGACCCUCCCCGGUCUGAAAUCUCUCAGAACUACUCGCUCUUUGCAGGAAAGAAUGGUAGAAAAAUGUUGCUUAUUAGGUCAAUCGAACGAGAAAAAUUCAGGCAAUUACUAUCGAGCCUGGUUGCUAUUUUAUUGAUUUUCUUCUGGACGAAGCCCUUUCUGACCCUGUGAGAAGUAUUUUUCUUGUCAAAUCCGAAAUUGACAAGUACCGCGGCUCUGGAGGUGUCCGCAUCGAAGAUGACGUCAUAAUCCGAGCCUGCGGAAAUGAGAACUUGAGUGAUCUACCAAGAACGGUGGAAGAAAUCGAGAAUUUCAUGGCCAGUGGAGAAUGGACGGAAAAGCUAAUCGAGUCGCGAGUUGCGAACUUCCUGUCCAAGUAA